GUGAUGAUAUUACAGUUUAUGGUGUGGUUAUGCAGAGGUGGAAACCUCUCAGUCAGGGCUCCCGUUGUGACCUAGAACUUGUCCUGAAAGCUAAUAAUCUUGAGGUGAACAAUGAACAGCCAACUGGAGUUAUUAUUGAUGAAGAUGUCCAGAAAGAAUUCGAAAACUUUUGGAAGAACUAUAAAGAUGACCCUCUAGCAGGAAGAAACGAAAUUCUGGCCAGCCUUUGUCCACAGGUAUUCGGAAUGUACGUGGUUAAACUAGCUGUUGCCAUGGUGUUGGCAGGUGGAGUGCAAAGAACUGAUGGAGCAGGCACAAAGGUUAGAGGAGAACCCCAUCUUUUACUGGUAGGAGAUCCUGGGACAGGGAAAUCUCAAUUUCUUAAAUAUGCGGCAAAAAUUGUGCCCCGUUCAGUGCUGACUGCAGGAAUUGGAUCUACUAGUGCAGGUUUGACUGUGACUGCAGUAAAGGACUCUGGAGAGUGGAACCUGGAAGCAGGAGCACUGGUUCUAGCAGAUGGAGGUCUGUGCUGUAUUGAUGAAUUUAAUAGUAUUAAAGAACAUGAUAAAAGCAGCAUUCAUGAGGCAAUGGAGCAGCAAACUAUAAGUGUGGCAAAGGCAGGCCUAGUAUGCAAGUUGAACACAAGAACAACUGUCCUUGCAGCUACAAAUCCAAAAGGCCAGUACGAUCCUGAUGAAUCUAUCACUGUAAAUACAGCAAUUGCCAGUCCACUUCUGAGCAGAUUUGAUCUAGUAUUGGUACUCCUGGAUACCAAAAAUGAAGAAUGGGACAAAGUCAUAGCUUCUUUCAUUCUGGAAAAUAAAGCUUGCCCAACAAUCUCUGACAAAUUGUGGAGUAUGGAGAAAAUGAAAACUUAUUUUUGUCUCAUCAAAACUUUACAACCUAAGAUUUCUGGUGAAGCAAAUAAAAUCCUUGUGAAAUAUUACCAAGUACAGCGUCAAAGCGGGUUUAGAAAUGCAGCGAGGACUACAAUACGCAUGCUUGAGAGCUUGGUCCGUUUAGCUGAAGCUCAUGCAAGGCUAAUGUUUAGAGAUACAGUAACUGUUGAAGAUGCUAUCACAGUGAUCUCUGUAAUGGAGUCUUCCAUGCAGGUAUGCACUUUUUAUAAAGAGUUAAAACAUUUUUAU
Rhincodon typus (whale shark) is the source of this 1148-nucleotide messenger RNA. Its product is annotated as DNA helicase MCM9. Gene Ontology annotation, molecular function: ATP hydrolysis activity; single-stranded DNA helicase activity; ATP binding. The annotation marks the transcript as partial. The record is from RefSeq and is a predicted model, not a curated record. Gene Ontology annotation, biological process: double-strand break repair via homologous recombination. The transcript is spliced from 7 exons. Lineage: Eukaryota; Metazoa; Chordata; Chondrichthyes; Orectolobiformes; Rhincodontidae. Gene Ontology annotation, cellular component: nucleus; MCM complex.